Artibeus jamaicensis (Jamaican fruit-eating bat) is the source of this 1121-nucleotide messenger RNA. It is a transcript of the gene VAX2, whose product is annotated as ventral anterior homeobox 2. Bases 50 to 922 code for a protein of 290 amino acids. The transcript is spliced from 3 exons. Gene Ontology annotation, molecular function: DNA-binding transcription factor activity, RNA polymerase II-specific; DNA binding. The record is from RefSeq and is a predicted model, not a curated record. NCBI's taxonomy places the organism in Eukaryota, Metazoa, Chordata, Mammalia, Chiroptera, Phyllostomidae. Gene Ontology annotation, biological process: neuron differentiation; regulation of DNA-templated transcription; central nervous system development.
UUGGCCAGCGCUGGCUGCACCCGCAGUGGCGAGAGCGGCGGCGGCCGGCAUGGGCGAUGGGGGCGCGGAGCGCGACCGGGGCCCCGUACGCCGGGAGUCUCGCGGAGGGCGCGGCGCGGACCGCCGCGCGGCGGAAGAGUCCAGUGCCGACGCCGGCGGCCACAGCCCGGGGGAGAUCGCCAGGACCUCUGCCUCUAGCCCCGCGGGCUCCAGGGAGAGCGGCGCGGACAGCGACGGGCAGCCCGGGCUCGGAGAGGCUGAUCACUGCCGCCGCAUCCUGGUGCGAGAUGCCAAAGGGACCAUCCGGGAAAUUGUCCUUCCCAAGGGCCUGGACCUGGACCGGCCCAAGCGGACCCGCACCUCCUUCACGGCCGAGCAGCUGUACCGCCUGGAGCUGGAGUUCCAGCGCUGCCAGUACGUGGUGGGCCGGGAGCGCACUGAGCUGGCUCGCCAGCUGAACCUGUCGGAGACCCAGGUGAAGGUCUGGUUCCAGAACCGCCGCACCAAACAGAAGAAAGACCAGAGCAGAGACCUGGAGAAGCGGGCGUCCUCUUCCGCGUCGGAAGCCUUCGCCACUUCCAACGUCCUGCGGCUGCUGGAGCAGGGCCGGCUGCUGUCCGUGCCCAGGGCCCCCAGCCUUCUGGCACUGACACCUGGCCUGUCGGGCCUGCCUGCCGGCCACAGGGGCGCCUCCUUGGGUGACCCCAGGAACUCCUCCCCGCGCGUCGCCCCGCUGACCUCGGCGUCCGCGUCCCCUCCGCUGCCGCCCCCUCCAGGGCUCCGCUUCUCCACUGGGCCCCUCCCGGACCUGCCCUCGGGCUAUGAACUGGGCUCCUCCGCCUUCGAGCCCUACAGCCGGAGCUACAGCAGGCUAGAACGGAGAGUGGGCAGCCCAGGUGGCGCCAAGAAAGCAAACGCUUAAGCCUGCACCCCCAUGUGACACUUUGUCCCCGAGCACAGCACCCCCCCCCCCCAACCAGACCUAGUGGAGGUGGGCGGCCACAGGCCCUGACCCACCUGCCCCCCAGCUCAGAGACUUUCUGGACCAGGACCAGACGGCCUUGGUCCCCAAGUUUGUGUGUGACAGCGUGGUGUGUGUGUGUGUGUGUGUGUGUGUGUGU